AUGUUCUGUGGAGAGUGUGGCCAUCGCUGGGAACCUGAUGAGAUUGCUAAUGCGCGUUUCUGUGCCGAGUGUGGUGCCCCUCGUGAAGAUCUUUCUCUUCCUGUCUCUGUACCAUCAGCUACAGCAUCUGAUUCUUCAUUGACUUGUAGUAUGCAACCAACGUCGUUGUCUUCGACCCCGAUAUCGACUCGUGCCACCGACUCCACUUGGUUUAAUUCGACAGUAAAUUACCAUUCGGUGGCACCACCAACGUCAUCAUCGUCUACAUCAUCGUAUCCUGUUAUGACCUCAGUACCCAGUAAUCACACGAACCUAUUAACGUCUGCUGUCUCUACGUCGUCAAUUGUAGUCAAUAAGAAAUGUACACAAUGUGGAGAGCCAUUUGGUGACUCUACUGCUUCUUUCUGUGGUGAAUGUGGUGCCUAUUGUCCAGCAAUAGCUUCAGGUCCUACAGUAUCAAUUGAUAAGACGGGAGAUAUGUUUAAUAAAAGUACGACGUCGUAUACUGCUUCGAUUCCAGCUCCAGUAACAAAUCCAGUCGGUCAUGAAAGAGAUACGUCUUUUUCAACUGCAAAUGGACAUUAUAAACCACCUCAACCAGCAACUCAAACCUCAAGAGCUCCCGUCCCGAUAUCUAUACAGGACCCCUAUGCUUCACAUACCGCUUCCUCUGCGUCGAAUUCGUACGCUUCUACACCGCAAGCACCAGCAGGUCCAGUGGAGCCUCCAGCUGUGGUGAAUUUGGAGACUGGAAUUUCAUCUGGAAGCAGUAUCAGUACGUUGCUUGCAAAUCUCUCGGUAAGCGCCAAGCCUCAAGGUGAAAGUGAUGAACCCGAUGGAAAUGGCAUUGGAGUGACCAUUCAACGGGUAGUGCGGACGCGUAACAUGGAUUCAUUGAGCACGAGAUUGAGCAUCUCGAAUGCUGUUGAACGCAAUCGCACUGACCCCCAGGAACGCAGUGAAGGCUACAACGUGACUAAGGUGAACGAGACGAUCACGGUGGUCCAGAAUGAACGUGCGGAUCCAGUUGAGGAGCGCUAUUACAACCAGCGUACGCUGCCGGACAACGGUGAGUGGCUGCAAAUUUUGCGUAAGAACCGACAAGCCGGAUCCAAGUUUACUGACCCGCAGUUUCCACCGGACGCUUCUUCAAUCUUCCGCGAUGUCACUCACCCAAAGUACCCGCAUCUGCAGGAUUACAUCUGUAAGUGGAAACGAGUGACGGAUUUCUUUAAUGAGACGGCGUAUGUAGAGAUUACCAUGCUGGACGAUGAGAAAAAGCUGGUGUGUAGUAUGUCCAUUAAGAGCCCUGCUGAGGCUGAAAGCAUUUUGAACGUUAUACGUCAGAAUCCAACGCGCGUUGACACGCAGUUUCUGAAGAUUGCCAAAGACGCAGUCACGACGGGUGUUACCAAACGUAAGCGUGAUCAUUUGAUACUCCUUACAAAGAAUAUGAUUGUGCACAUGAGCGAGUUUGUGCAGGACGGACUCCAGCGCUUCGACUUGAUGUGGGAAAAAAGCUUGCUGGAUCACUACAAGCCGCUUGCGUUUUCCAGCGUUGGAGAGGGAUCGGGCUACCGCGUCGACGGAUCCGGGUCCGGAGUGGUGUCUCGCGUCUCGGUUUUGGUGCCCGUGUACUUCCAUGCUCAAGGGACAUGCCUCUUUGACCGCUCGCGUGAGUCCAAGGCUGCUAGUCGCAUCUCAGGGGUGGGCAUUAGUCCUGGAGAAAUGCGCGUGGGAAGACUUGCAGACGCCUACGUGUUUGGUGCACUAUCGAUUCUGUCGACGUCUCAGCUUGCGCUAUCACAGAUAUUUCCUGAGCUAAGCGACGAUUUAGUGCGCCCAGAUCGUGUUGAGGUUGGCACUAUAUUCCCGAAGGAGCAGCAGUACAAUGAAGAGGGCGUGUAUGCUGUGCGUUUCUGGCGUAACAAUCGCAGCCGCGUGGUUGUCGUUGACGAUUACAUUCCGUGCAGCCAGUACGGCAAGCCUGUUUUUGGUUCUUUCACAGGAAGCAACGGCAAGUUUGAGAUUUGGUCGCUGCUGGUGGAGAAGGCUUUCGCGAAGUUACACGGGGGAUAUGAGGUGAUAGUCGGCGGACAAGAAGGAUACUUAUUGCAGGAUAUCUACGGUGGUGUCCCCGCGCGAUACACGUUGCAAGAAAAGUGUCCGAACGAAGAAACAGCGUGGCAAGCGCUUAGUAAAGCACUCCAGUCGGGCUCUCUCGUGGGAUGCAGCAACGAAGACGUGGGAUCUGAACUGCCAACGGGGCUUCGAAAAACGGAUGCUUACGGUAUAAUGAAGCUUGUGGAGCUGGACUAUCAGGGAGUACCUACUCGCUUGGUGCAGUUGCGUAACAGUUGGGGUAUUGGAACCCACCAGCAUCCAGAGAAAUGGAAGGGUUCGUGGUCGAACGAAGACCCUAAAUGGCAUACGUUCUCCCGUAUGCAAAAGGUAGAAUGCGGGUUCCAGUUUCGCGAAGAUCACACGUAUUGGAUGGACUUUAGCGCUUUCUACUGCUUCUUUACGACUGUCAUUGAAUCGCAAAACUUGUACAACUUCCGUUCCCUCCCAGACGGUAUUGGCAAUCCGAUUUCUCCAAGCCUAAGCAUUCACAUAGUUUCAGGAGAGUGGAACGGUAUAACGAGUGGCGGGCGCGAUGCCAUGCAUUUGAACCCGCAAGUCCAGCUGUUUUCUCCUGCCACAAGUGGCUGCAACCUCAUUAUUCACCUUGAACAGCCAUCGCGCCGAGUGAAGAUGGAGACGGAGUACACGUCUUACAUUGCACCCGUUGUCGUGAAAAACGGCGAGCGACAGCUGCGCAAAGUUGAUCUAUCACAAGAUGUGGUAGCUACGGGUACCUUCAUUUCGAGUCGCAGUUGCGUCCUCGAAAUUCCGCUGAUGCCAGUUGAAGGUGGGAAACCGUUUGUGAUCAUCCCAGCUACAUACGACGGUCAUUUACCAUAUCAGCUAAGCUUCUCAAUGACGAUUUUCACGUCGAAGCCGACUGCAGUGGUUCCUGUCUCAGACACGGGUUCGCUGCCUGUAUGCUGCAUUUGCCAAAAUGCACUCUCAGGCACGUUCCGCACUUUCACGCACGAGCAAGACGGACAGAGGAAGGUAGACCGCGUGUGUCAAGGUGCAUGUGUGGAUGCCUACCGUGAGCGCAACACUCCUGUGUGCGUAGACUGUCACCAGCGUAUUGAAGUAGUGGAAGGUCGAUUUUCCGGCCGUAUGUUCACUCUCCCCGAUGGUUCCAGCGUGCACGCCGAAUGUAUUGACGCAUACCAGAUUCGCACGUCCGAGAAGUGCAUCCAUUGUGGCCAUGCUAUCGCAGCUAUCCCUGGCCAAUUUACCGGUAAAUACUACCAGGUUAAUGGAGGCAAGUGUCACGGUGAGUGUAUGGAAGCGUACCAGCUAGCCACUGCACAACGUUGUGUGUACUGUAGUGAGCCUGUGAUUAAGGUUGCUGGGAGAUUUGAUGGCCGCUUUUACAAGAUAGAGGGUGAACGGCUUGUGCACUUUGAGUGUUGGGAGCUGUACCAGCAGUCUGUUGCGCCAAAGUGUGUGCACUGUGCACAGCCAAUUUUACAGAUUCCAGGGCGAUUUGAUGGUCGUUUUUACGAACUAGCAAGUGGCAUUGGUAAGGUUCACUUUGAGUGCUGGAACGCGUACCAGACGUUAGCAAACGCCCCAAAGUAA
Molecule: messenger RNA, 3699 nt
Organism: Peronospora belbahrii
Lineage: Eukaryota; Oomycota; Peronosporomycetes; Peronosporales; Peronosporaceae
Source: the annotation of a GenBank genome assembly